Messenger RNA from Schistocerca serialis cubense, 1443 nucleotides. Its product is annotated as agrin-like. NCBI's taxonomy places the organism in Eukaryota, Metazoa, Arthropoda, Insecta, Orthoptera, Acrididae. The record is from RefSeq and is a predicted model, not a curated record. The transcript is spliced from 7 exons. The coding region runs from base 1 to 1443 and encodes 480 amino acids.
AUGUGUGUUGCAGCGUGCGAUUGCUCGCCACUGGGGUCGGCGCGAGAAGACUGCGAGCAGAUGACGGGGCGGUGUGCGUGCAGACCCGGCGUGCUGGGCAUCAAGUGCACCACCUGCGCAGACGCUGGCCGCGUACUCACACUCGCCGGCUGCCUCACAGAGGCAGAAGUGGCUGUAACUUCAAGGCCGACAGAAUCAGUUUCGACGACGCAGUCAGGUGAACCCCUGCGGCAGCUGGCCAAGACAACGCAACAGCUGGUGAUCCCUGUCAGCCAACACCAGCUGCCCCGCCCAGAAGCUGAUAGCAGGAUUACCUCGGCUUCGCUACAGCACGAUCUCUCAGGAGACGUGACGAUACACGUGACGGCGGCCUCAGCGGAGGGGCGUCGGCUGGGCAGUACGUGCUACGCAGACGCCGACUGCGCACUGAAGAACAGCCUCUGCCACCGUGGCUCCUGCCGCUGCCGCAACGGGCUGCAACCCUCACACGACGGCCGACGCUGCCUCGUGUAUCGGAUUCCAGCAUUUGAUGGUGAGUCCUACGUUCAACUGCAAUGUCUGAAAGCUUACAACAAACUGAAUAUCGAAAUGGAAUUCAUCUCAUACGCAAACGAUGGUCUUCUGCUGUACAACCAACAGAAGGAAGACGGAAUAGGUGAUUUCGUCUCCCUCGCCAUUAUUGAAGGCUACGUAGAAUUCAGAUACGACUUGGGAAACGGUGCCGCAGUUUUAAGAUCGGCAAACCGGAUUACACUGGGUACGGUGCACCAUGUGAGUGCGCGCCGCUACCACCGGGACGGCUUGCUGCGCCUGGAUGCCGGCCCUGAGGUGGUGGGCCAGUCGCAGGGGGCGCUGCGGGCACUGGACCUGCAGAUGGAUGCUUUCGUCGGUGCAGUUCCUACCAAUCUAACAAGGGUGUUGGUAAAUGUGGGAGCAGCACGUGGCUUGGUUGGCUGUGUGCAGCAGCUGAGGCUCAACCAGGAGGAGGUGCGCCUGCACGAGGGCGAGCCGCUGGUAGUUCGCGCGGUGGGUGUACAAGAGUGCGGCGCCAACCCGUGCGCACGCUUGCCCUGCCACAACGGUGGCUCCUGUGCGCCUACCGCGGCACACAGCUUCCGCUGUCACUGUCCUCCCGAGUUCACAGGAAUUGCUACGCUAACAAUAACAGCCACCGUCACACAUCAGGUAAAUAGUAUUACCAGGUUGUGGGAGCUCACUGUGUUCCGCUUCCAGCAUUCCUAUCGGUACUGCACGGUCAGCACAAUGUACAAGGAUGGGUCAGAUGUCGACGUACCAAGAAACACAGUGGCGGUGUAUAUGCUGUGCUCGGCAACAACACUAGCUGCAUCAAAAUCGAAUAAAUGUAAACAAACAGCAAUAAGUGGUUUCUUGCAUCCACGACCUGCCUUCUCUGCUGUUCCUGCACCCAUAUUCAGUGGAUAA